Molecule: messenger RNA, 945 nt
Organism: Anas platyrhynchos (mallard)
Lineage: Eukaryota; Metazoa; Chordata; Aves; Anseriformes; Anatidae
Source: RefSeq, a predicted model, not a curated record
UUCUUGACUAACUCCCCAAACUCUGUUCUCUUUGGGCUUCAGAAGGUGUUUAGCAGCUGUACCAGAGCUAACAAUGUAUUCAGGUUCCGUGAGUGUAGAUAAUAUUGCUGGUGUCACUUACAUGAAGCACCAUGGCACAGAGCGUUACUUAGCUUCGGUCACAGAGGUCCAGGAGGAACCUGAACUUUGCAAUGGCUUUUAACCUGAUGUCAGCAAGAACAAAGCUCUGAUUUCCCUGGUUCCUCACAUUUCUUAGGCCAAUAUGUUGGCCCAGCUCUCUGUAGAUCAGUGAUGUAGAUCAGCCUUUUAGUGCUGUGCUUGUGCAGUAUAAAUGUGAGGCCAGUUAACUGGGGUUUUCUUUCUGUAUGACUAGACACAUCUUUGCCAUAGCAGAAAUGGCCUACACACUGUCCCAGUCAUCAGAACAAGAGCAGUGUGUCAUCAUCAGUGGACACAGUGGCUCGGGUAAAACAGAAGCUGCCAAAGCAAUUAUGCGAUACCUGACUAUGCUGUACCAGAGAUCAGACAGUCACAGGAUCAGGCAGCCUUGUAAUGUCCUACCCAUCCUGGAGAGUUUUGGGAAUGCCAGAACCAUCCUCAAUGACAACUCAAGUCGUUUUGGGAAGCUUCUGAACAUCUACCUGCGACAGUGAGUUAAAAGAACAUCAUCACAGGAUGCUGUCCUUCCUAACUGUCCAAGGGGACUUGGGUGAGCAAAGAUCUAGUAGAGCUUAGGGCUCAUGCAAUAGCUUUCCCCCCACUAUAGCCUUGUUAUCAUCAGGGCAGGAGGGUGAGUUUACACCCCUACUUUGCUUUUAGAUUUCCUCCACAAAAAAAUAGAUCUUCACCUCUCGAGAUGGAUGAUAAAUUAAGAACAUCAGACUGUCUGAACUGCUUUAUAUCAAGGAGCUAUGUGAUACAAUAUUGUGCCUCCAGCACUGGCAA